This is a messenger RNA of Lepus europaeus (European hare), 1242 nucleotides long. RefSeq names its product thymus, brain and testes associated (gene TBATA). The coding region runs from base 24 to 1082 and encodes 352 amino acids. The transcript has 9 exons. NCBI's taxonomy places the organism in Eukaryota, Metazoa, Chordata, Mammalia, Lagomorpha, Leporidae. The record is from RefSeq and is a predicted model, not a curated record.
UGCACAGCGUCAGGAACUCUGCAAUGGCUACGGAGGUGACGGCUCAGCUGGCUGAACACCCACUGCCGAGUCCAAAGGCUGAGCUGAAACCCGAGAAGAAGCCAGGCCACAGGCCACGGAGCCAGGGGGACGGAGGGCCACAGAGAGAGCUGGUGAUCCCAGGGGUCGUGGAUUUUGAGCUGAUCCCAGAGACGGUGACGACCCCCAAGCCCCAAACCCCUGGCUCCUACCGCUUUGGCCGCCUCAGCCACCACUCCUUCUUCUCCCGGCACCACCCUCACCCUCAGCACGUGACCCACAUCCAAGAUCUAACCGGGAAGCCCGUCUGUGUCGUCAGGGACGAGUUCUCUAUGGCACCCUUGCCUGAGUCCACACCCUUGUCUCGCUGUCUGAUGGGGAUGCCCACCAUCUCCAGCCCCAUCGGAGACCCCCAGUCCAACCGGAACCCUCAGCUUCCUUCUGAGGCCUGGAAGAGGGAACUCAAGGAGCUGUCUUCCCGGGUGGCCACCUUCACCAAGGAGAAUGAGCUGAAGACCCAAGAGCAGAAGGAAGAGCCUCUGCGGGAGCAGGGGGCAAAGUACUCGGCCGAGACGGGUAGGCUCAUCCCGGCUUCCGCCCAAGCUGUUGGCCGCCGCAGCUCCCGCCAGCGGAGCCACCGCGCGGGCAGAGAUGGAGGAGUGCAGGGCUUCCUCCUGCAGGACCAGGAUCUGCUGGUCCUGGAACUCCUUUGUCAGAUCCUGCAGACAGACUCGCUGAGCGCCAUCCAGUUCUGGCUACUCUACGCUCCCCCCAAGGAGAAAGACCUGGCUCUAGGACUCCUGCAGACAGCAGUGGCUCAGCUCCUCCCUCAGCCUCUGGUCUCCAUCCCAGCAGAAAAGCUCCUGCACCAGCUCCAAGAAGUCCAAGAACCACCACCACAAGAGAAGCCGCAGCCAGCUUCCAGUCAAUCCCCGAAGAAAAUGAAGACCCCACCUUUACCCAAAAGCGAAAAGCCAGAGUACAUCGGGAAAGCGCAGGUCCUGCGGAUGCCCUUGAGCCUGGACAAAGACGAAAAACCGUCAGAGGCAAAAGCAGGAAGCUGAGAAGUGCAGAGCCCAGCGAGGCACCUUGGCCUGCCUGGCACCAAGGCAGCUCCCAAGUCUGGGAGAACUUCGGCCCCAACCGCUUCAACAGCAGCUCCUAAACUCCUCGGCAGAGUCCUCCAAAUAAAAGUCUGUCUUCCCUUCGGGAGGACAGGCCCGU